CCCGGCCCCCGCCCUGCCCGGCCCCGCACACGGGCUGCCAUGAGCGAGCGCCCGGCGGGGCCCCCCCGCCGACCCCCGGACCCCCGCACGCUGCGGCCCCGCCCGGCCCCGGUCCCGGCUCCAGCCCCGGCCCGGGGGAUGCUGCGGGGGCGGCGCGGCUGAGCCUUCCCCGCCCCUCCGCUGCUCCGCUUACCCUCCGGCCCGGCUGCUCCCGCCGGCCCAGCCCCGGCCCAGCCCCGGCCCGGGGGAUGCUGCGGGUGCGGCGCGGCUGAGCUCCCCAACCCCUACCUAGGGCCGCUCCCCGCCGCCGCCCGGCCCCGCCCGCCGCCGCCAUGGCCGGUAAGUCCCGCAGCGGCUGCGAAGCGCUGAAGGUGGUGGCCCGGUGCCGGCCCAUGAGCAGGAAGGAGGAGGCGGCGGGUUACGAACGUGUCCUGGAGCUGGACGUGAAGCUGGGGCAGGUGAGCAUCCGGAACCCCCGCGCCGUCCCCGGGGAGCUGCCCAAGACCUUCACCUUCGACGCCGUCUACGACGCCAGCUCCAAGCAGGCGGAUCUCUACGAUGAGACCGUCCGGCCGUUGAUAGAUUGCGUGCUGCAGGGCUUCAACGGGACCAUCUUUGCCUAUGGCCAAACCGGGACGGGCAAGACCUACACCAUGCAGGGGGCUUGGACGGAGCCGGAGAAGAGGGGCAUCAUCCCCAUGUCCUUCGAGCACAUCUUCACCCACAUCUCCCGCUCACAGAACCAGCAGUACCUGGUGAGGGCCUCCUACCUGGAGAUCUACCAGGAGGAAAUCAGGGACCUCCUCGCCAAAGAUCAGAGCAAGAAGCUGGAGCUGAAGGAGAACCCCGAGACAGGGGUGUACAUCAAGGACCUCUCCUCCUUCGUGACCAAGAACGUCAAGGAGAUUGAGCAUGUGAUGAACCUGGGGAGCCAGACACGCUCUGUGGGCAGCACCAACAUGAACGAGCACAGCUCCCGCUCCCAUGCCAUCUUCCUCAUCACCAUCGAGUGCAGUGAGACGGGGCCAGACGGGGAGGAGCACAUCCGCGUGGGCAAGCUCAACCUGGUGGACCUGGCUGGCAGCGAGCGCCAGAGCAAAAUGGGGACCCACGGAGAGCGCCCCAAGGAAGCAUCCAAGAUCAACCUCUCCCUCUCCGCCUUGGGCAAUGUAAUCUCCGCCCUUGUGGAUGGCAAGAGCACACACAUUCCCUACCGGGACUCCAAGCUGACCCGCCUGCUGCAGGACUCCCUUGGGGGCAACGCCAAGACAAUCAUGGUGGCCACCUUGGGCCCGGCCUCUCACAGCUACGACGAGAGCCUCUCCACCCUCAGGUUUGCCAACAGGGCCAAGAACAUCAAGAACAAGCCCCGGGUGAACGAGGACCCCAAGGACACCUUGCUGCGGGAGUUUCAGGAGGAGAUUGUCCGCCUGAAAGCCCAGCUGGAGAAACGUGGCAUGCUGGGGAAGAAGAGGAGAAGGAGCAGCCGGAGGAAGAAGAUGGUGGAUGGAGAAGGCACCACAGAGAACGAAGGGGAUGACGACAACGAGGACGGUCUGGAGAAGAACAUGGAGAAUUACUUGAAGGAGCAGAAGGAGAGGUUGGAAGAGGAGAAAGCUGCAAUCCAGGAUGACCAUAACCUGGUGAGCGAGGAGAAGCAAAAGCUGCUGCAGGAGAAGGAGAAGAUGAUAGAAGAUCUGCGGAAGGAACAGGAGGCCACAGAGCUGCUGGCCACCAAAUUCAAGGCAAUGGAGAGCAAGCUGCUUAUCGGCGGCAGGACCAUCGUGGACCACACCAACGAGCAGCAGAAGAUGCUGGAGCUGAAGCGGCAGGAGAUAGCUGAGCAGAAACGCCGGGAGCGGGAGAUGCAGCAGGAGAUGUUGCUGCGGGACGAGGAGACCAUGGAGCUGCGUGAGACUUAUACCUCCCUGCAGCAGGAGGUGGAGAUCAAAACCAAGAAGCUGAAGAAGCUCUACGCCAAGCUGCAGGCUGUGAAGGCGGAGAUCCAGGACCAGCACGACGAGUACAUCCGUGUGCGGCAGGACCUGGAGGAGGCACAGAACGAGCAGACACGGGAGCUGAAGCUGAAGUACUUGAUCAUCGAGAACUUCAUCCCACCGGAAGAGAAGAACAAAAUCAUGAACCGCCUGUACUUCGACGGUGAGGAGGACCAGUGGAAGUUCCAGCCAUUGGUGCCCACUGGAGGAAGCAGCAGCCAAAUGAAGAAGCGGCCUACCUCUGCAGUGGGAUACAAGAGACCCAUCAGCCAGUAUGCUCGCGUGGCCAUGGCCAUGGGGUCCCAUCCUCGGUACCGAGCUGAGAACAUCAUGUUCUUGGAGCUGGACCUCUCCCCUCCAGCCAUCUUUGAGUUUGAGCGGAGCAAGGACACAGCAGAGCAGGACCCCCGGGCUCUCCACCUGGAGAGGCUGAUGCACCUGGACAGCUUCCUGGAGAGGCCAGUGUCAUCCCGGGUGAGGAAGUCCCGCUCCUGGUGCCAGACGCCGCGGUCACUGCCCUCCUCCACCACGCAUGUGUCCCUCGCCGCCAGCUCCCCGCGCACCGCCACCAUGUCAGCUCAGGAGUGACGUCCUGCACCCCCUCAUCCCCCUCACUGACUCAGCAGCAAGGACUGUGCCCCUGCCAAGGGCUGGGAAGGGGCCCCAGCUGGCAGCACCUCCACCAGUCCCCGUUCGUCUUUGUCUUCAGCUACUUCUGUGUGCGCCUGUGUUCCUGUGAGACGCGGACGGACAGCCCCCGGGAUGAGGGGAGCUGCCCGCCUUCCCCCCGCCCCUCCCCCCCAACCUGGAUCUGUCACUUUAUUUAUUUAAGGUAUUUAUUUAUGGAGUUGUUGAUGCGCAGGGUCAGGAGCUGCGUUUGGACUGGAGGACAUCCAAGGCUGGAAGCGGGCACCACGUCGAUGCUCCCUGGGUAUGCUAAGCUCCCGUGGUAGGGCACCGCCAGCCUAUUGCUUGCCAUUGUGCUCCACAGAGCAGGCAGGGGAGGGCUUGUGCCCCUCUCUGGUGGCUUCAGCAGAAGGUGAGGCAGCCCUGGACUCCGGUGCUGUGUUUUCUUUGGUGGAUCCUGUGGAAUUUGGUGAUUUCUACAAGGAUUUGGAGGCUUCAAAUGGAGAGACCACCUUCGCAUUUGGAGACCAUCAUGGUGGCAGCACCUUUCACUGGGCUUGUGAGAGGCUCAGAGCGGCUCUUGAGCCUGCCUCAACAGUGGUGGCAGCAAUGACAUCUCAUUGACUUCUGGGCAUGGCUGUACCUCCAGGAAUGCCAGCUCCAUCCACAGAGAGGGCUUACAGAGCAACCAAACCAAGUCAGUUCUGGUGCUCCCAGGACUUUGUUCACCUGUGCCAUGCUCUGGAGAUGGCUAGCCUUGUCCUGUUCCACUGCCUGACACUCAGCUUGCUCCCAUCCCUGACUAAGUGGGUGCUUAGCUCCUUACAGCAAGAACGGGAGGUGGAAAUCUCCAUCUCCUUCCACCCACCCCUCCCAAAGAUACACGUAGUCUGGGGAGCAAUGCUACUUAAGUGAAACCAGAGGUGAGUGUCCACCAUCCUGGCAACUAAAAGCACUGAAGAAAUGCUGGAGAAGAUAGUGUUGCCUGGAGGAGUGAUGUCAGCAUCACUCUCCUUCAAGCUGGGUAAUACCAUGUGGAGGUCACUACAUAGCUGGGGGAAAUUUCCCAGUGAUUGCAUAGGUUGUGGAGGGAUGAAUGUGAAACGGGUAAGAGGGGACAAGUCAUGAGCCACUCUGGUGAUCUGAAACCUGUCCUGGGCAGAAGCACAUGUAGGUGCCAGGACAUUGCUUGGUGUUCCUGAUUGAUUCAGCUUUCAGUAGCUGGACUUAGGGAAGAUGGGUUCUUGUUGAAGACCAUCCCUGGCAGUGCGAGGCCAAUGGCUGUGGUUUCCAGAUGGGUGGAGGUGAGGGAAAUCCCACUUUGUUUGACAAGAUGCUAAUAAAUGAGGGAGCAACCCCCAGGUUCACAUGGGAGAGUUCAGGUCUUCAGAGCGACAUACGCUGAGGCCAGUCCCUGGGAAGGCAGAUCUGAGAAGACUGCAGGUAGGAACAGUCUUCUGGUGACAAAGAGAAUUGCUUCUACCCCACACCCUGAUGAUUCCUGCACACAGGACCCAGGGUGAGGGACAGAGACUGAAUGAAGAACAGACAUGGAGCAGAGACGUGGGUUGUGUGUCUACUAUAGAGCAGUGCAAGUCCCACCCAACAAGGGUGUCAGCAUGCUCCAUGUAGGUGGGCUGGGGGAUCCACAGACCUUCCCAUCCAUCACCUGACAAAUCCACUGACAAGUCCCACAGGGUGUCAUCUCCCUAUCCUAUGUAACAUCAUCCUGCCUCGUGUUCUUGAUUAUCACCUUCUGUCACCAUCUUCUCAUACCCACCUGUGCCUCAUAACAACUUCGUCCUCUCUGAUAUCUUUGCCCUCUUCUCCUCUACCCCAGCAGCUGGCUUGUAGGCAAUUUUGGAAGCUGUAGGUUGCUCCCAGAACUGAGCUCAUCUGCAUCAAGCAGCAGUCAGGUCUGGUCUGUGCUCAGCCUGGGGAGAAGGGUGCAGGAGGAAGGACAUUGUAGGAAUGAGAGGUGAGUCCCUUCUGCAGCUUGUGAGCUUCUACCUGCAGGUACCACCAGCAGCAGGUUGUCCAUGAGCAUCCCCUGCAGCAAGUUGGCUCUGUCCCAGUGGGACACAGUGGAUGAGAGAUGCAGUUCUUUAUCUCAUUUUCAGGCUAGCAUCUGGGAGUCAGGGUCGAGAAGCACAGACCUCAAAGGACAGAAGCUGUCUGCAGGCUUGCCUGCAGCAAUUUAUUUUCCUCCCUUCUCUUCUAAUUGCCUCAAGUUCACCUUCAGCUGUAUCAGCAGCUUGUGCCUCAAGUUCACCUUCGGCUGGAUCAGCAGCUCAUGAAGCUCCAAGAAGAUGAACCACUGACAGUCUCUUUUACCUCAGUUCUCUACCCAGAGCAUGGGAAAGCAAGCUCAUGAGCUGAUGGUGGCCUCUCAUUCACCCUGGCGUGUCCCAGGCCAUGGAGCAUCAUGUUGAAGGGUAGAUGUGCUGCACACCCACCUCCCACAGCACACAUUAGUACUUACCUGUGUCACAGCAAAGGACAGGUCCAGAUCCAGCAGAACCAUGGUCAUGGUAGGCUUCACAUGGAAGCCCUUCCAGCAGAGCACAGGAUAAGUUAACAAGCAGUGCAGGAGGGGAUGAGCCUCUUUCAACAUCCAAGUGCUGCUUGUAUCACAUCUCCAGUGUGCAUGGAUCUGACAAUCUCCAUCUCUCUCCAUGAGUGUGGCAACUUCUCAGCCUUCUUAGCACAAACCCUGAGGAAGGUCAAGAGCAGAUGAUGGUGAUGUGAGCUGAGACCAGACAAGUCCGUGGUGGUGUGUCCUUCUUGGGAGGGAGUGUUCAUCUUCUGGAGGGCAGGGCUGAUCUUCAGAGGGACCUGGCCAGGCUGGAUCAAUGGCCCAAGGCCUUUGGGGUGAGCUUCAACAAGGCCAAGUGCUGUGUCCUGCACUUGGGUCACAACAGCCCCCUGCAGUGCUCCAGGCUUGAGGAAGAGCGGUAGUAAAACUGCCCGGCAGAGAAAGGCCUGGGUGUGUUGGUUGACAGCCAGCUGAAGAUGAGCCAGUGUGUGUGCCCAGGUGGCAAAGAAGGCCAACAGCAUCCUGGGUUGGAUGAGCAAUGGUGUGGCCAGCAGGACCAGGGGAGUGAUUGUCCUCCUGUACUGGGCACUAGUGAGGCCGCACCUUGAGUACUGUCUUUGGUUUUGUGGCCCUCACUACAAGGAAGAUGUUGAGGUCCUGAAUUGUGUCCAGAGAAGGGCAAUGAGGUUGGUGAAGGGUCUAGAGCACAACUGUUAUGAGGAGCAGCUGAGGGAGCUGGGGUUGUAUAGCCUGAAGAAAAGGAGGCUCAGGGGAGACCUUUUCACUCUCUACAGCUUCCUAAAAGGAGGUUGGAGUGUUGUGAGGGUAGGACUCCUCCCAAGUAACCAGGACAAGAGGAAGCAGCCUCAAGUUGCACCAGAGGAGGUUUGGUUGGAUAUUAGAAGAAACUUCUUCACUAAAAGGUUUAUCAAACACUGGAACAGGCUCUGCAGGAAGCUGGUUGAGUCACCAUCCCUGGAGGUGCUAAAAAGACAGCAAGACGUGGUGCUGAGGGCCGUGGUUUAGCACCAGAACUGCUAGAGCUAGAUCGUGGUUGGACUUGAUGAUCUUAAAAGGUCUUUUCCAGCCAAAGUCAUUCUGUGUUUCCAUGCCCUUGCCCAGCCUUCCUGCAUCACUGCAGCAAGCUCUGCUGUGUUUGUGACAUUGGGUGUUGGUGUGUCAGUGUGUGUGUAUUGACGUGGGAGCGUGUGCAGCGGCGUGCGUGGGGUGUGUGCGUGUAGCCAAGAGACCUAUCGACCAUCCACCCGAGUGACUGUACAGAGGGCACAUCCCAGGGUGGGGGGAGGGGGAAUACAGGGCUGGGCUGGG
Messenger RNA from Dryobates pubescens (Downy woodpecker), 6489 nucleotides. RefSeq names its product kinesin family member 3C (gene KIF3C). Bases 333 to 2585 code for a protein of 750 amino acids. Lineage: Eukaryota; Metazoa; Chordata; Aves; Piciformes; Picidae. The transcript has 8 exons. Gene Ontology annotation, molecular function: ATP binding; microtubule binding; microtubule motor activity. Gene Ontology annotation, biological process: microtubule-based movement. The record is from RefSeq and is a predicted model, not a curated record.